Molecule: messenger RNA, 4735 nt
Organism: Ailuropoda melanoleuca (giant panda)
Lineage: Eukaryota; Metazoa; Chordata; Mammalia; Carnivora; Ursidae
Gene: SNAPC4
Product: small nuclear RNA activating complex polypeptide 4
Exons: 24
Coding region: 185-4534 (1449 amino acids)
Biological process (GO): snRNA transcription by RNA polymerase III; snRNA transcription by RNA polymerase II
Cellular component (GO): snRNA-activating protein complex
Molecular function (GO): RNA polymerase II cis-regulatory region sequence-specific DNA binding; RNA polymerase III type 3 promoter sequence-specific DNA binding
Source: RefSeq, a predicted model, not a curated record
GGAGCGGAGCCGGGGGGCGGACCGCGGCGGUGGUGGCAGCCGGGCUCUCGGCCGCUUCGGCUCACUCGCGCUCGGUGUCUGCGCCUAGCGCCGCGGGACCGGCUAAAGCCCGCGCAGCGGCUGCGCUGUGGGUCUGCGGCGGGGGGCCUUCUCUGGCUGGGCGUCCGGCUCCCGGGCAGAAGUCAUGGAUGUAGAUGCUGAAAGAGAGAAGAUAGCAAAGGAGAUUGCAGAGCUCGAGAGGAUUUUGGAUCCCAGCUCCUCAGGCAUCGGAGUGGGGGUCUCGGAGUCUGGUCUCACGUUGGAUUCUGAUGGAGAUUCGCUGCCGGAGGAGGACUCAGAGGCCGCUGGUUCCCCAGGCUCGGAGGAGGAGAGGUGGGGUGAGGCCAGCAAUGGCGAGGACAACCCCAAGGAGAAGACCCUCCCUGAAGACCCAGAGACCUGCCUGCAGUUGAACAUGGUCUACCAGGAGGUUAUCCAGGAGAGGCUGGCGGAGGUCAGCCUCCUGCUGGCCCAGAACCGGGAGCAGCAGGAGGAGAUCAUGUGUGACCUGGCAGGGUCCAAAGGCCCCAAAGUGAAGGAUGGCAAGAGCCUGCCCCCGAAUCUGUACAUAGGGCACUUCAUGAAGCCCUACUUCAAGGACAGGGUGACCGGAGUGGGACCUCCUGCCAAUGAAGAGACUCGGGAGAAGGCCGCCCAGGGUAUCAAGGCUUUCGAGGAGCUCCUGGUAACUAAGUGGAAGAACUGGGAAAAGGCUUUGCUCCGAAGGUCAGUGGUGAGCGACCGCCUCCAGCGCCUGCUCCAGCCGAAGUUACUGAAGCUUGAGUACUUGGACCAGAAACGGAGUAAGGUGACAAGCGAGGCAGAGAGGCAGAUGCUGGAGAAGCAGAGCAGGGAGGCGGAGAGGGAGGUCCAGGACAUCCGGCAGCUCCCAGAGGAGGCCUUGCUGGGGAGCAGGCUGGACAGCCAUGACUGGGAGAAGAUUUCCAACGUUAAUUUUGAGGGUGGCCGCAGUGCGGAGGAGAUCCGAAAGUUCUGGCAGAACUGCGAGCACCCAAGCAUCAACAAGCAGGAGUGGAGCGGACAGGAGGUGGACCAGCUGAAGGCCAUUGCAGCCAAGCAUGGCCACCUACAGUGGCAGAAGAUCGCCAAGGAGCUGGGGACCAACCGCAGCGCCUUCCAGUGUCUGCAGAAGUACCAGCAGCACAACAAGGCUCUGAAGCGCAAGGAGUGGACGCGGGAGGAGGACCGCCUGCUCACCCAGCUCGUGCAGGAGAUGCGCGUCGGCAGCCACAUCCCCUACCGGAGAAUCGUCUACUACAUGGAAGGCAGAGACUCCAUGCAGCUCAUUUAUCGGUGGACCAAGAGCUUGGACCCCGGCCUAAAGAAGGGGUACUGGGCCCCAGAGGAAGAUGCGAAGUUGCUUCGAGCGGUUGCCAAAUAUGGGGAGCAGGAUUGGUUUAAAAUCCGGGAAGAGGUGCCAGGUAGGAGCGAUGCCCAGUGCCGAGAUCGGUACCUCAGACGGCUGCACUUCAGCCUGAAAAAGGGACGAUGGAAUGCAAGCGAAGAGGGGAAGCUGCUUGAGCUGAUCGAGAAGUACGGCGUGGGUCACUGGGCAAAAAUAGCUUCUGAACUACCCCAUCGGACGGGCUCCCAGUGUCUGAGCAAGUGGAAGGUCAUGGUCAGGGUGAGGCUUUACCAAAAGAAGCAGAAUCGGGGGAGGAGGCGGCGGCGGCCCCUUCGCAGCGUGCGGUGGAGCUCCAGCAGCGGGGACAGCAGCAGCGGGGACAGCAGCAGCGGGGACAGUGGCGGCGAGGGAGGAGGCAGCAGCAGCAGCAGCAGCAGCAGCAGCGACAGUGAGGACUCAGAGCCAGAGGAAGCCCCGGAGGCCCGGGCGGGUGGCCAGGCGCUGCCAUCAGCACCACAUGCCGUGCCGGACAUGGACCUGUGGGUGCCGGCCAGGCAGAGCACCGGUGAGCCGUGUGGAGGGGGAUCCCGGGGCUGGCCAGGACGCCGUGCUGCCUCCCCCGGCCCUCCCAGGGGCUCCAGCGAGGCUCAGGAUGGCAGCAGAGCCACUCACCCCACGGCCUCAGCUCCCGCGGAGGAGGCGGGCCAGGCGGACACUUCCUCCAGGAUCCACAGCACCAGUGCAAGAGGCGUUGGGCACCUGGACUCGGCAGACACUCGCCUCUCAAGCUCCGAGGAGCCAGCAGAUAAGAGUGAGAGUCGUCUGCUGAAGGUGCCGCUGGAGACCGUGCUGCAGGUGCUCAGGACCAACACAGCCCGCCGGCGCCAGACGCUGAAGGAGAAACUGAGGCAGCCGUGCCUCCUUGGCUCAUCCCUGGGGGCCAGCCCCAAUGACAAUGGUGUGGCCGGGCCCCGUGUACGGCAGCUGUGGCACAGGACGAUCAGGAAGCGGCAGCGGUGGCGGGGACAUACCCUGCAGAGAAGGCUCCUUGAGCGCCAGCUUCUGAUGGCCAUGAGCCCGUGGGUGGGUGACAUCGUCCUGCCCUGCACCCCCCGGAGGCUUGCCGCAGUGCACACCCGAGCCGAUGCCAUCAGCAAGCAGCUCCAGGACGCCCGGCUGGCCAGCACGCCUGUGUUCACCCUCUUUAUCCAGCUGUUCCAGAUCGAUACUGCUGGCUGCAUGGAAGUCGUUCGAGAGAGGAAGGCUCAGACCCCUGCCCUGCUCCAGACUGGCACUCGGGACCCGCCGCCUGGGCUCCUCCAGAUGUCUUCGAGGACGCAGAACAGCACAGGCCGCAGCUUCCAGAACCUGCCAGUGCGAGAAGCUGCAAAGCAGAGCAGCGGCCACAGAGGGAGCAGGGGGUUACAGCCCUGUCAUUCCGAGUCCAGUCCACAGGCGCCCCCGCCAGCUCCGUGUGGCCCCCGGCCCAAGCCCAAGACUGUCUCCGAGCUGCUCCGGGAGAAGAGGCUUCGGGAGGCCCGGGCCAGGAAGGCCGCCCCUGGCCCCGUGGCUGUCCCGCCACAGCUGCUGCUCUCCUCACCACUGAUCCUCCAGCCCCGUCUACCGCAGGCCUCCCCCACCCCCUCAGCCUCGGGCCCAGCUGCCACAGCCACGGCGCUCUCUGGGCCUGGGAUCCCUGCAGCGACGGGGCUGAGUACUUCAGCCAAGGAUGAGAGGCCCUCCGCCCUGCCAGUCUUGGCCGGCGCCCUGACCUCCACGGAGGCUCCUCCUGCGGCCUCCACAGCUCUGGUUCCCAGCCAAGUCCUCGUGAGCAGCCAUAAGGGUGGCCUGGGGCAGUCUCAGGCCCCUGCCGCGUCCCGGAAGCAGGGCCUGCCUGAGGCACCACUCUUUCUCCCUGCAGCCCCCAGCCCCAUUCAGCUGCCUGUCCAGCCCCUCAGCCUGACACCAGCUCUGGGAAUGCACAAGGGUGGGGCACACGUGGUAGCCAGCACCCCUCUGCCUGUCACCUGGGUGCUCACAGCCCAGGGGCUGCUCCCUGUGCCAGCCGUAGUGGGCCUUCCUGGGCCAGCAGGGACCUCUGACCCCAAGGGAAUGUCGGUGACCCUGCCACCCUCCCUGCCUGCGAUGCAGGUAGGCCAGGGCCCCAAGCCCCCUGGGCUGAGCCACCCUUGGCAGCCCCCGGCCACCAUGGACACAGACUCAGAUCCUCCUGGGACAGAUGUCUCGACCCUUGCGAUGCUCUGCCCAUCCCAAAGUUCUGUGGAAGUGGGCAGUGAUGUGACCCUUGCCCCUGGGGGACCUCCCUUCCCUGGAGGGGCCCAGGUGGCCAGCGAAAUCUCUGUUCCCAGGGUACCCUCCCAGGCCACCCUUCUGGCUGACCACCCUGAAGCAAAACCCCCGUGGUCCAGCCAGCCACCUCUGCAAGCUGACACUGACCCUGGGAGUGGCCCAGGAGGGACACCAGGGUCCCCAGGAUCAGGGGGACUCACGGGGCCUCUGAGUCUGGAGAGGCCACCCCCACCCCGGCCUGGGCCUGAGAGGUGUGCCCUGGACCUGGACCUCCUGUCUCAGGAGAGUGAGGCAGUCGUGCGGGAGUGGCUGAGGGGACAGCAGGGAGUGUGCGUGCCCCCGCUAGGGAGCAGGCUGCCCUACCAGCCCCCCGCCCUGUGCAGCCUCCGGGCCCUGUCUGGACUCCUGCUCCACAAGGAGGCCUUGGAGCAGAGAGCCGCCUCCCUCGUGCCCUGUGGGGCCGCCGGAGCCCUGCAGGCCUUGCUGGAACAGGUGCAGAGGCAGCUCCAGGACAGCCCGGCCUACCUGCUGCUGAAGGCACGGUUCCUGGCAGCCUUCACCCUGCCUGCGCUCCUGGCCACCCUGUCUCCCCAUGGCGUCCCCACUACUCUGUCAGUGGCCACAAGGGCUGACACCGAGAGCGAGGAUGACUGCUCCACCAGCAGUCCUCAGGCACGGCCGGCGGCCACCAUCCCCGUUCAGGGAGCCCCAGAGCCUGGGCAGGGCUCUGCCUCCUCCUGCCUAGACAGUUCUGACAGCCUGGAUGUGCUGAGAACCCGGCAUGCCUGGCACACCCGGAAGAGGCGGCGGCUGGUGUGAGCAGUAGGGAGGCAGGAGCUGUGCUGGACCCUGGUGAGCCCACCUGCCCGGAGAGGCCCGCACCGACCCGGAGAAAGCAGCCAAAGCAGCUGGAGGUUGGGGGGGCUCUGCCAGCAGGGGUGACGCCGCGGGCUUCGCUGGGCCUCAGGCACAAAUUGGGAUCUUGAAGGAAUAAAGGAAUGGCUUAUUUUUUUAUCGGGA